Molecule: messenger RNA, 4535 nt
Organism: Myripristis murdjan (pinecone soldierfish)
Lineage: Eukaryota; Metazoa; Chordata; Actinopteri; Holocentriformes; Holocentridae
Product: protocadherin alpha-C2-like
Exons: 2
Coding region: 171-2612 (813 amino acids)
Biological process (GO): homophilic cell-cell adhesion
Cellular component (GO): plasma membrane
Molecular function (GO): calcium ion binding
Source: RefSeq, a predicted model, not a curated record
GUAGGUCGCUGCUCGCUAUGAAAUCAUCCUCAGUGAUGUCAUCGGCUUCGAUUUAUUACGGACCUAACAUUAUGAACCAUUUCACUUGAGGACAUAGGUUGGUUUCACUGCUGAGCAGGACAACAGUUUAUUCAAGGGAUACUAUAUUUCCAAACUUUACGCACGGACCAAUGGCUUCUCACACUCAUCAAUUUACUUGGAGACGGUAUGUGUUGACAAUUCUUAUCGUUUCUGCUGUCACGGACUCGUCAUUUGCCGUUACGCAUUAUUCAGUUCCAGAAGAAAUGGAAGAAGGCUCUGUUGUUGCCAAUUUAGCAGCUGAUUUAGGAUUAGAUGUAAAGACUCUGACUAAAAGAAAAAUGCGGAUAGAUGUGGUCGGCAAUCAAAAAUAUGUCGACAUCAACAAGGACACGGGAGAGCUGUAUAUUUUGGAAAAGAUGGACAGAGAGUUUUUGUGCCCCUUGAAGACAGCUACUUCAUGCUUUCUUAAACUAGAUGCUACGAUCGAAAACCCAAUACGAAUGUUUAAUAUUGAGGUCGAAAUCACCGACAUUAAUGAUAACGCUCCACAUUUCCGACGGGGAACAAUGCCUUUGGAUAUCUCUGAGUCGAGUUCCGUUGGAGAGCGAUUCUCGCUCAACAACGCUGUAGACCCGGAUGUUGGAACUAAUUCUGUCCAAGACUACCAUCUGAGCUCAAGUGAACAUUUCGCAAUCGAAAUUCAGACGGGGAGAGAUGGGUCAAAGUUUGCUGAUUUGAUUCUGAAAAAGGCUUUAGAUAGAGAGCAGCAGGCUGUUCAUAAUCUAAUACUCACCGCUGUAGAUGGCGGAGUUCCCACGCGCACAGGUACAGCCAACAUUGUAGUUCGCGUGCUUGAUAUAAACGACAACGCCCCUACGUUUGACAAAGAAAACAACAAAAUAUAUGUAAUGGAAAACUCUCCCAUUGGCAGUCUUGUAAUUAAACUGAACGCCAGUGAUUUAGACGAGGGAACAAAUUCGGAUAUAAUUUAUUCUUACAGUUUGUAUACAUCAGAGAAAACGCAAAACACGUUCACUCUGAAUCCAGAUAGUGGUGAAAUCAGAGUGAAAGAGAUGAUCAAUUAUGAAGAUUUCAAGAUUUAUGAUAUGGAAGUUAUUGCUACUGAUAAAGGACCAAAUGCCUUAUCUGGACAGUGUAAACUGACAAUAUUGGUGACAGAUAUGAAUGAUAAUCACCCAGAAAUUUCCAUCAAAUCAUUUCAAAGUCCUAUUAAAGAAAAUGCACCAUUAGACACAGUGAUAGCAGUGGUUAGUGUCGGUGAUAAAGAUUCAGGUGAUAAUGGAAUAGUUGAUCUUCAUAUUCCUGAUAAUAUGCCGUUCAAAAUGAGAGAAUCCUCAGAUAAUUACUUUGAGCUGAUAAUCUCAGAAUCACUGGACCGUGAGAAGGUUCCAGAAUAUGACAUCACAUUCACUGUCACAGACAGAGGUUCUCCUCUAUUGUCUGACAAUGAAACUAUGACUUUAGAGCUGCUGGAUGUUAAUGACAAUGUUCCUCAGUUCCCUCAGUCCUUCUAUACUAUACGUGUAAUGGAGAAUAAUGCCCCUGGGGCCUUGUUGAGUUCCCUCACUGCGUUUGACCCAGACCUCCAUGAAAAUCAGUAUCUAGUUUAUUUUAUUAUCGAGAAGGAGAUCGCCAACACCUCCAUGUCUAUGCUGUUCUCCAUCAAUCCAGAGAACGGUAAUCUGUACGCACUCAAGACGUUUGACUAUGAGAUGGAGAAAGAGUUUCUUUUCCACAUUGAGGCCAGAGACUCUGGUGUUCCUCCACUCAGCAGUAAUGUGACGGUCCACAUCAUUAUUGUGGACCAGAACGACAACACUCCUGUCAUUGUCUCUCCGUGGCGCGCGCACGGCUCGAUGGUGGAGGAGAAGAUCCCCAGAUCCACGGAUAAAGGCUCUCUGGUUGCCAAGGUGAUAGCCAUAGACACUGACUCGGUGCUGAACUCUCGGAUUACAUACCAGUUUCUGCAGGUGACUGAUGCCACCUUAUUCAGUCUGGACCAAUACAACGGAGAGAUCCGGACCAUGAGGAUGUUCAGUUACAGAGAUCCACGUCACCAGCGUCUGGUUGUUGUUGCCAAGGACAACGGGGAGCCGGCUCUCUCUGCCACAGUCACCAUCAAGCUGUCCACAGUGGAGACUGCUGUCAAGGCCUACUCUGACAUGACUGAGGUGCCUCUGGAAUAUGACAUCUUUUCGGACUUAAACCUGUAUUUGGUCAUUGGUCUGGGCUUGGUGUCAUUUCUGCUCUUGAUCACCAUAUUGGUCACCAUCGUGCUGAAGUGUCAGAAACCCAAGGCCAGCAAAGCGGCUCCUCCCUGUAGGAACAGUGUGAUCAGUGAGAGGAACUCAACCAUCGCAGACUCCACCCUGGUCUCCAACGAUGCCUACUGGUACAGUCUGUUUCUAGCGGAGACCAGGAAGGGAAAGCUGGUGGUUCGACAGCCUCUGCCAAAGGGCUCCAGGUACAUCGUGUCCAGUAUACCAAGGAGCACAGGGCUGACAGAGACUAGUGACUCAGCUGCUUCCACUCUUCAGGCAUCUACCACCAGCAGCAGCAGUUCCACGUAAGCCCCUGCCUCCAGCUAUUCAUUGGAAUGAUGCCACGAGUGUACCCUUGACUGAGGAAAGGAGAAACCCCCAUCCAUGAACCCCUGUGCCCCACUGCCACAUCUCUCAGUCAAUCUCAGUCUGGCUCCUGUUACUUAUAAAGUGCAGCUGUCAUGCUGUAGGACUAAAAGCCACUAUAAUGAUUCACUGGAGCCCCCUCCCCCAGCCCCACCCCUAUUCCUCACCCUGUCUCACACAAGGCUUUCUAUAAGCACAUGCAAAACCAAUCAACAUAGCCCCUCUGUCCAUCAAUACGCAUGAGAAAACUGCAUGGCUACAACCAUGGAAUUUCAUCUAAAAGAAAAAAAAAACAUUUGAGAGGAUAUGAGGAUGAGAGGACACUCAUAGAGAAGUGGACUGCAUAGAAAAUGACAUCAAUGGAUAUUCAAAUAAUCUACAACAAGGACUAAGGGAGUGGACAUGGGAAUGUUGAAAUGCCUUUAAAAGACUGUUUUUCCUCUCUAAAAAAAUCUACCUUGGUGUUUUUUUUUUAACCUCUGUGCUUGUGAUGCUCUGUGAGAGCACUGAUGUGGAAUACAUAAUUGAAUUGAGAUAAGUGAAUAAGCAAAUAGCACAAGAAUCACCUAAAUGUCAGAAAAGCAUCAACUGAGGAUUUGAAAAUGUUUGAGAAAAUGGAAUCAGUGUUUUGUAAAUGUGGUAGAUUUUAGUAGAUUUGUUUUGUAUUUGGCUUUAUGCUUUAUGGGUAGGCUAGGCCUAGAUGUGUGAGUGAGAGUCUAAAGAGAUUGAAUUCCAUUAACCAAUACAUAGGACAACAGGGAGUGAGGCCUUUAACCAUUAUGUAUCAGCCUUUCAGUUUCUUUGUCUGCAUGGAGUAUUCAAAGUGCUGUGAUAUUUUUAGGUAGCCUAUUUUAUGACAUUGAGUAGUCCAUUGUCUCAAGGUAGGCCAUGCUGUUGUGUCAUUUUCAAGACAAGAAAGAGACAACACUUUAAUGGGACCACAGUGAGGAAGUGAAGCAACACAGCACACUUGCAUGACAUGAUAAAGUCAUCAGGGUUUUCUGAGGGGGUCAGUUCUGUAACCUUUCAUCCUUUUUGCUAAUUUUAGGCAAUAGGUAUGUCUGGCAACAGUGGGACAAAUUUAUGAAUGAGACUUUAAACCUACAGUGUGUUUGAAUGUUCUGUCCUCCUGGACACUACUGUCUUGUCUGAGGAACAUAACUCCAGUUGCUAAAAGAUCUCAUUGACUGUGCCAAAUGAGUUUGAAUGAAAUGAGCACAAGAGAAAACAGUGAGUCCUUAAGAAUGGAUUGACCAAUGUCCAUGUCUAUAUCCCUCUAAUAUGACAAUGUACUUUCUCAUUUACUUUUUAAUGCCAAACUGUUGGUGCUCCUGAAUAUCAAUAUCUUCUGAGAUUAUGUAACAAGUUGAAAUCUCCGAUCGGAACACUAGAGCCAAGUAAAUGAAAUAUUUAUCGCCUUAUGUUUGCUCUACAGUAUUGAAGAAGUAUUUUGCUGAAUGGAAGUUGUGCUUACUUACAACUUAUUACUGAUUACUGUAUGUAUCUGCAUAAUUUGGAUACAGAUAUAACUGAUCUAUGGAUAUAUGUUCAUCUGUUCUAUGAAUAUGUUUUUUUUUUAUGUCAAUGCUUUAUUCUAAAAGUAAGCGAAAACAGUGGAACUGCUGUGCAAACAAAUGUACAGGCAAAGUAUCUGUAACAGUAAACAGACAUCAUGUAGCCAAAAUUUUUAGUAUUAACUCACAUUGCGUUCACUGCAUAAAGUUGUCGUGUGAUGGGCAAUCAUAUAAGAGCCUUUGUACAGUGACUUUUCUUGUGCAAUAUGUAUUAACUUGUGUAGUGUGAGCAUACUGUAUACCAUGGUGAUUUGUUAAAUAUAAACUCAUUAUAGAACAUUAUAGUUAAUGA